AUGGGUUAUUGGGCUGGCCUCGCACGGCAGUAUCAUGGAAGGUUUUCUCACAACGAGGACUACGUUUACACACUCACCUUCAGCGCCGUGUUGAUGCAUCGUCUGAGGAUACGGCUCGGCCUGCUUGGCUUCACAGAAAAGCAAAAGAUUGCUGCUCACCACUUCUGGCGGGAUAUGGGUCCUCUAUUCCAGGUCGAAGGCAAAGGCACUGUGGAGGACUACCCAGCAGACUUCGAUGGGUGUAUCGCUUUCUGCGAGGCGUAUGAGAAUACUCCCCGAGAGUAUAAUGAAAAAGCUCGAUAUAUCGGUCUCUCUAUCUUCAACCUCUUUGCCUAUCGAUAUUUUCCCCCUGGCUUGCGAUGGUUCGGCAUGGCGUUUCCUCGGACGCUGUCUCUGCCAACGACGCUGAGCGCAUUCCGUAUCGAGCCGACCAACCCCGUGCUAGCAGCCAUCAUCAUCUUCAUCGUUAGAACAGUGUUCCUUGUCACGGAGGUUUUGUUCCCCGAUCCCAAAAUUCCAUUCUUCGAAAGGUUGGAGACGCUCCCAGAGAUGGAGGCACGAAAGCGAAAAGAGGAGACUAGGGCCUUGGACAAGUCCUAUGAGCAGUUCAUCAUGUCUCAAUUGAGUGGCCCUGGCUGUCCGUUUAGCGCAAAAUUGCAAUAG
Colletotrichum phormii is the source of this 663-nucleotide messenger RNA. RefSeq lists its product as uncharacterized. Bases 1 to 663 code for a protein of 220 amino acids. The transcript has a single exon. The record is from RefSeq and is a predicted model, not a curated record. NCBI's taxonomy places the organism in Eukaryota, Fungi, Ascomycota, Sordariomycetes, Glomerellales, Glomerellaceae.